This is a messenger RNA of Boleophthalmus pectinirostris (great blue-spotted mudskipper), 2282 nucleotides long. It is a transcript of the gene mtus1a, whose product is annotated as microtubule associated tumor suppressor 1a. The coding region runs from base 162 to 776 and encodes 204 amino acids. Gene Ontology annotation, molecular function: microtubule binding. The transcript is spliced from 6 exons. The record is from RefSeq and is a predicted model, not a curated record. Gene Ontology annotation, cellular component: nucleus; cytoplasm. NCBI's taxonomy places the organism in Eukaryota, Metazoa, Chordata, Actinopteri, Gobiiformes, Gobiidae.
AGUUAAUAUUUGCUCACAUAUUAGUCUUUUGUUUUACUCGGCUGUUUCAGUUGGAGGAGCUCAGAGCUGCUCACGAUGCAUCGAGCCUCGACCUGGAGCAGAGCCACAGAGACCAGCUGCAGAGUCUUAGACAGCAGCACCAACUUUCACUGGACGAGCUUAUGACUAGCCACACUCAGGAGCUGCAGUCUCUCCUUACAACACUAAAAGACACAGAGACGGUCCUAAAUGAGAAGAUCCAAGAGCUGACUCAAGAGAACAAGGCUCUGAUGGAGAAACUAACAGAGGAAGAAAACAGGAGGGAGAUUUCACAGAAGGACUCCCACACUGUGUAUUUGGAGCAGGACCUGGAGAGCCUCAAAGUCGUGUUGGACAUAAAAAACCAGCAACUUCACCAACAAGAGAAGAAACUCAUGGAGGUCGACAAACUGACGGAGAAAAAUUUGAAGCUGGAAAAGAGUCUGAGGAAAAGCCAACAGGAAAAUGAGGAGUUGAAGGCUCAAAUGGACAGACACGCUGCACUCUCCAGGCAGUUGUCCACAGAACAGGCUCUGCUGCAGGAGUCCCUUCAGAAAGAGUCUGAAGUGAACAAACGUCUGUCCAUGGACAAUGAAGAGCUAAUGUGGAAACUCCACAACGGAGACCUGAUCAGCCCCCGAAAGACCAGCCCCCAUGCCCGCUCCCCCUCCCCCAAUUCAGCCUGCACUCCCCCCGCUCCCCCUCUCUUCUCCAGCCCACCUGUGUUGCCCAGACAUCACAGCACCCCCGCUGCCUGAACUGAGCACCUCAGUCAAUGAAUAAAUAAAUAUAUUUUAGAUUGAAUUGAAAAAUGCACUGGAGCACUUAUGAGACUUUUGCCUUUCACAUCUGAUAUUUGGAUGGGGAAAACUCAGGAGAUGUACUAUAUGUAUUCACUGUUUUUGUUUAUUUAUAGUUCGGUUUAAAAGGAUUGUUCAGUGUUGAUACAUGGAGGUCAGGGGUCAUAAGAGCAGACAGGAGCAAUGACGAGGGCAACAGGUUUUACAAUAAUGUGGAUAGUAGCACUGUCAGUGGGACAGUAAAAUCAACUGAGGAUCUUAGUUACUACUGCUGCUCGUACCACUGCUACUAAUAUUGCCAGUAAUGCUAGUACAGUUAGUACUAAUACUAGAACUGAACUAGAACUUAAUACCACUACUACUACUACUGCUACAUCUACAAAAUCUGCCACUACUACUACAUCAUCUACUAAUAAUACUACUGCUACUACAACUACUUACUUUGCUUUUACUAUUAAUACUACUCAUUCCAGUACUACUUCUACAACAAUCUCUACUUCUCUACUAACAGUAUUAACACUGCUUCUACUACAGCUAUGGUCACUGCUAUUGCUACAUUUAACAUGGCUGCUACUACAUACUAAUACAGCUAUUUUUACUACAAAUACUACUUGUACUAAUACAGCUACUACUAAUACCAUUCCAACCGUACCAUACCAACACUGCUAUUACUACUACAUCAUCUGCGAUUACUACGAACAAUGCUGCUACUACUACCACUCCUACCACUAUCACUACUACUAACAGUACUACUAUUCAGCCCUGUAAAACAUAUUUUGACCAGUAACUCUUUAGAAAACUAAGUUGAAUUUCUCAGUUUUUUUUCCACUUGCCACAAUUCUGCUGCAGUAUCCCGUCUGUAUUUAAUUGAGAUGAGAUUUACACCAGAUGCCCUUCCUAACAUGUACCACUCUUGGGCUUGGGAAGUGUCUAGUCUUGCUCCUGUCUGCUACUUCAAACCAUGUUUACAGCAAUCAUUAAAAUCAUUGUCUAAAAGCCUUUAUUCAAUUUGUCAAACCAAAAAAAUAAGACAAAAUUGGUCCAAAAAUAUUCAAACUGCACCUUCCAUUUUCAAUAUUAUGAGCCUUAAGUUUCUCUACAUCUCAACUGUAACAAAGCCAUACCAUUAUUUCACAUAGUUAGUACAAGAACGCGUUCUAUAUGAGCCAUAAGCCGAUCCCUGGUGGUCCUUAACACUAUAGGAUUUUAUAUUGGUUGUUACAUCUAUGGCUGAAAUAUUUUGUCCGUUAUUCAGUUUUGUUUGUUUCUUUGACCAAGGGACCAAUCACAUAUACUUGUACAUGUUGUGUUUGUGAAAUGGACCUAAUGCAGCUUUAAAGUGGAGGCCUUUUGGAAGUAUUACAGUUCACUUUUGUGUCAGAGUUACAUGUGUGGGGCUUUUACUGGUGUUUGGAAACGUUUGGAAAUAUGCCAUUAAUAAUAAAGUCUUGUAACAAAAAUGUA